AGAAUGCAUCUAAUCUGAUAGUGUAAAAAGACAAAGAUCAUAUCUCUUUCAAACAAUACCUUGAAAACACUAUCCUCCAAACAAAGAAGCUUAUCAUACGAAAUCCUUUUUAUUCAGAAAAUAAUCCUUUUAAUAUAAACAAAUGUAAUUCUUCAAAUAAUUAGUUGAUUCUGGUAAUAAUUUUUCCAUGUAUAAAAGAUUUAAUUUACCAUUUCUCUUAAGUCCCAACUAACAGCAUAUCAAGUACUCCAUUAUAAAAGCAACAUUUGGGCUUUUGAUACUCUGUAUUAGUCAAAAAUUAUUUAUUAGAAAAUGGGGUUUUGGGAAUUUCUUAUAUUUUUAAUAUUUUUAAAGCUUCAAAAUUCAUAUUCCUGCAAUAUUUUUGAGGGAAGUUGGGUAUUCGAUCCCUCUUAUCCGCUCUAUAACUCUGCUAUUUGUCCAUUUUUGAGGACACAAUUUGAUUGCCAGAAGAAUGGUAGACCUGACAAAUUUUACCUUGGUUAUAGAUGGCAGCCUACUGAAUGCAAUGUUCCCAGGUUUGAUGCAAACGACUUCUUGAGAAGAUUCAGCGACAAGAAAAUACUGUUCGUUGGGGAUUCUCUGAUUCUGGAUCAAUGGCAAUCCCUCACCUGUAUGCUUCAUGCUGCUGUCCCUAUGUCUAAUUAUAGCUUGGUUCAGCGAUUGCCCAUUUAUUCCUUUAAUUUUCUUGAUUAUAAUCUUACAAUAGAUAUGGAAUGGCAUCAAUUUCUGGUGGACAUAGAUGUGGAAAAAAUGGGUAGAAUAUUAAAGCUAGACUCUAUAAAGGGUGGAAAAGCAUGGAAGGGUUAUGACUUGCUUGUGUUCGACAGUUGGCAUUGGUGGUUUUACAAGCCCCCUAACCAGCCGUGGGAUUUCAUCCAAGUUGGAAAUCAUACUGUGAAAGAUAUGGAUAGAAUAGAGGCUUUUAAAUUUGCACUUGAAACUUGGGCCAAAUGGGUCGAUUCAGAAGUUGAUCCAUCAGUAACCAAAGUCUUUUAUCAAGGCAUCUCAGCUUCUCACUAUCAUGGAACCGAUUUUGGGAAACCAGAAGCAAAAGGUUGCAAUAGAGAAACACAACCAGUAAUGGGGUCAAAAAGUCCAGCACCACCAAGUCCAGGAAUAGAGAUAGUGAAGAGUAUAUUGAACAAAAUGAAGAAUCCAACUAUAUUUCUUGAUAUAUCAUUAUUAACACAGUUAAGGCCUGAUGCACAUCCUCAAAUUUACGCAAGCCCACAACUCACCGCUAGUACUGGUGAUUGCACACAUUGGUGUAUAGCAGGCGUCCCAGAUAUUUGGAAUUCUCUUCUUUAUGCUUUGCUAUAGUUUCUUUUUAUUUUUUUUAAUUAUUUUUUUAAGGUAUUAGAAUAAAUGCUUUUAUUUUUUAUACACAAUUCUUAUGUAUUUGUAUGUUGACUUAAGAAAUAUAAAAGUCUUAACUCAUAACUGACUUGUAGGAGGGGAGAAUGAAAAAAAUCAAAACAGGAUGUUUAGCAAAUGAUUGUUAGUUUCUUUGCUUGACAUGUGUUAAAGAUUGUGCAAAGAAACAAUCUAAAGAGUAAAGUGAACAAGAGAAUGUAAAAGAAAACUUUUCAUUACAACUUCAUUGAUUGAUUACAAAUGAAUGAGAGGGUUGAUAUUUAUACAA
Molecule: messenger RNA, 1663 nt
Organism: Amaranthus tricolor (Joseph's coat)
Lineage: Eukaryota; Viridiplantae; Streptophyta; Magnoliopsida; Caryophyllales; Amaranthaceae
Product: protein trichome birefringence-like 41
Exons: 5
Coding region: 313-1341 (342 amino acids)
Cellular component (GO): Golgi apparatus
Molecular function (GO): O-acetyltransferase activity
Source: RefSeq, a predicted model, not a curated record